UGAUUUAUUUCUAUGCAGACACUCGGCCAACCCACGGAUGUGUCUGAUACUUAAUGUAUUGGGAUGAGGAUGACUACUUGAAUUCAAUGUUAAAAUUGUCUAUAAGUGACUAAUAAUUUGUAUAAUAUUAAAGUUUAAAUAACGGGAAACUUUUGAUUGGCGAUUAAUUAGCUGCUUUGAUUAUGAAUAGUCAUUGGCUCAACUCUAUUUCUUUGGGAUGAAUAUUGAAAUAGUAAUUCAAUUCACAUAUAUAUUUACAUACAUAUCGAAAUAACUAGCCUUGCAUUGCUGAGUUGGCCGGCGGUGCGUGUGCAACGUACGCUGCACCAUAAAUCGUCUUGUAACGCGUUUUUUUAUUUCAUUUUUUUUGUUACUUUCGUCUGGGAAACCUUACCCGAACGUGAGCAGUAAAGGAGAUGUGUGGAAUUUAAGCACGAGGUGUCUCUUUUAAUAGGAAUACCAGUCGUAAAAAGCUAAUAAAUUGAAUCUGAAGAGGAGUUUCUUCUUGUCUAUGAUAAAACUGUGUAAAAAGAUUUAAACAACAUAUUAAUAGACCAAAUGAAACAAAAAAGCAAUAAAAAUAAAUAAUACAUAAUGCCAUCGGAUAGUUAAGCAUAAAUUAUAACAUUAUUUCUCCAAAUAGCUGAAAAACCCAACUUGAAAGGCGUUGCUAAGUGCUAACAUAAAACGAACUAAAUCUGUUUACUGCAACAAGUUAUAGUGUUAAUACAAGAUAAUAUCUCUGUAUAACAUCUAAUUUAUAAAAAUUAAAAAAAACGCACCACAAAAUUUAUUUACAAAAAACAAAACGUUAGUGUAAAAAUAUAUCCCGAUGGGCACUAAUUCAGGAGCAACAACCGGCAUAAAUAAUAAGCCCGUCGGUGCGGGUGGUGCAAGCGGAAGCAGCGUUGUUGGCGGCGGUGGCGGUGGUGGAAGCGGCGUGGGAGGGGUUGGCGGUGUUGGUGGUGUCGGCACUAACAGUUUGAGCGGUGUAGUUGGUGUUAGUAACCUUGGCGGUGGUAAUGCUAAUAAUGUGACCGGUGCUGGUGGUAUUAAUACCGGCAGCAACGGUAGUGAUGAUAGCGGUAAUGGUGGAGGGGGUGGUUCAAGUGGUCAAAACAAUCAACAAACUACUCCACAAUACACGAUUCCAGGCAUACUGCACUUUAUACAACACGAAUGGUCACGUUUCGAAUUGGAACGUUCGCAAUGGGAUGUGGAUAGAGCUGAAUUGCAGGCGCGCAUAGCAAUGCUAUUGGGCGAACGAAAAUGUCUCGAAAGCCUCAAAUCCGAUCUAACACGACGUAUUAAAAUGUUGGAAUACGCUUUACGGCAGGAGCGUGCAAAAUUCUAUCGACUCAAAUACGGCACUGAUCCGCCACAAUUGAACGAAUUGAAGCCACCAACCGAUGAUGCCGGUCUGGGUAGUGAGGUAGCGCCCGAUUCGGAAGUACCAUACAGUUCAGUAUCGAAUACAACCUGGCGACAGGGCAGACAAAUGCUCAGACAGUAUUUGGCCGAAAUCGGUUACACAGAUAAUAUAAUCGAUGUGCGUUCAAAUCGGGUGCGUUCAAUACUUGGUCUCAAUAACAACUCCGAACAGGAGGAGAAUGUCAGUCCAAAUAUAAAUGGCAAUGAGAACAAUAAACGUACAGCGGAAUCGGAGGGUCGUCGCACACCAGCUAAAAAAGCUCAGCAAAAUGAUGCCAUAAUUUUGGAUACUGAAGCAGCGGUAAUGGCUAAUUUCGAAUUUCUUGGUACUACCGAAAUGUCAGAUGACGAUGAGAUUUCCGAUGAUCUCGAAAUGGUAUCUGGCGAUAAUGAUGAUGCCGAUGUGAAAACUACAAAACGUAAUAAGAGUAGCAAGGAUUUGAUUAGUGAAGAUCUUGAUGCCGAGGUUGGGGAGCAGCUUCUGAAUGAUAUAAAUCUAAUAACCGAAGGAUACUCAUCACCGAAUACGACGGAACAAUUGAACAACACUGCUAAUAAUGCAGCUGCCUCAGCCGCGGCCCGACGUAAUCUUAUUACCGCUGUCACAGCCGGUGGCGAUGAGGAGGUUGACGCUUCGCUCGGUCUUGGUGAGCUCGCACAACUGACGGUGAACAACGAGGCGGAGAGUUCGUAUGAUGCGAACGCUAAGGAUGGCACUGGCGGCGGUACUGGCAGCUACCGUAAAACUUGGAACGCCAAAUAUACGCUGCGUUCUCAUUUCGAUGGUGUACGCUCAUUGAUUUUCCACCCAGAAGAGCCGGUGCUGAUUACUGCAUCUGAAGAUCACACACUGAAAUUGUGGAAUUUACAGAAGACGGUACAAGCCAAAAAGUCAGCUAGUCUCGAUGUCGAACCAUUAUACACAUUCAGAGCGCACACCGGCCCCGUACUGUGUCUCGGCAUGUCCACCACCGGUGAUGUUUGCUAUUCGGGCGGUUUGGAUGGUAAUAUUGAAUGCUGGCAGCUACCAUCGCCAAACAUCGAUCCAUACGAUUGUUACGAUCCGAGCGUGCAUUCAGGCACACUUGAAGGACACACAGACGCUGUGUGGGGUUUGACCACGAUGCAUAGCAAUAUUGUGUCAUGUUCAGCUGAUGGCACCGUUAAACUCUGGUCGCCGUACACCAAGGAACCGCUAUUGCGCACCUACACUGCUUCCGAGGCUGAGGGCACACCAUCGUCUGUUGAUUUUGUGCGCAAUGAAGUGGAUCACAUUGUGGUGGCGUAUAAUAGCGCUCAUUGUAUUGUUUACGAUACGGAAACCGGCAAACAGGUGGUCAAAUUGGAGGCUACUCAGGAGAUGUCUGGCAAUACGGGGAAAUUUAUCAAUAAAGUGGUAUCGCAUCCGACGCUGCCUAUAACAAUCACUGCGCACGAGGAUCGUCACAUACGCUUCUGGGAUAACGUUUCGGGGACGUUAAUACACUCAAUGGUGGCACAUUUGGAGCCGGUCACAUCACUGGCUGUCGACGCGCAUGGUCUGUAUUUGUUGUCGGGCUCACACGAUUGCUCGAUACGACUUUGGAAUUUGGACAAUAAGACAUGCGUGCAAGAGAUCACAGCGCAUCGUAAGAAAUUCGAUGAGAGCAUAUUUGAUGUGGCGUUCCAUGCUACUAAGCCAUACAUUGCUAGCGCUGGAGCGGAUGGCUUGGCUAAGGUGUUUGUUUAAGUAUGGAUUGCUUUUCAGCUAAGAGAAAUCAACAAUAAAAAGAAAAAGAAAACGAUAUCAACACCACCACCACCACCACCAUCAUCAUCAUCAUCAUUAUCACCACCUAAACAACCGGCUAGUUAAAUAACAUAGACAACCAAUAAUGCUGGGUGGGUGGUGAGUGAAAUGAAAUACGAUUUGUUAGCUCUUUUUUUUUAAUAACCAUGACCGUUGAUGAAAGCGCUGGAUUGGAUGGAGGACGAGGAGUUGAAAAGCUGAGAUAAAUUACCAUGCUGUUGGCAAUGCAAAUACAAAAAUAGAUCUUAGUUGGAAGGACGGAGAUGUAGUUCUAUGUCGAAUAACAAGCAAGAAAAAUACCAGUUGAUGAACGUUUGAAGAAGAGUAGUAGUGCAAGUAGAGCUGUAGUUGGUUUAAAUUAACAAAAAAAAA
Ceratitis capitata (Mediterranean fruit fly) is the source of this 3592-nucleotide messenger RNA. It is a transcript of the gene Cka, whose product is annotated as striatin-3. The record is from RefSeq and is a predicted model, not a curated record. Lineage: Eukaryota; Metazoa; Arthropoda; Insecta; Diptera; Tephritidae. The transcript is spliced from 6 exons. Gene Ontology annotation, molecular function: protein binding. Bases 833 to 3160 code for a protein of 775 amino acids.